Messenger RNA from Rhodofomes roseus, 606 nucleotides. RefSeq lists its product as uncharacterized. The transcript has 3 exons. The record is from RefSeq and is a predicted model, not a curated record. Bases 1 to 606 code for a protein of 201 amino acids. Lineage: Eukaryota; Fungi; Basidiomycota; Agaricomycetes; Polyporales; Fomitopsidaceae.
AUGUCCUCGACGUCGAUCCAUGGUGAUUUCUACACCUCGGGUGACUAUUACGUGGCCUCCGUCACCGAGUUUGGUCAGCCAGCGGUGUACAUCCGCGACGAGUUGGCGCGGAUUGGGAGCACAGGCUAUGCGUCCGACCACGCGUUCAACACGGAUCUCUUCGAUUUGGUCAAUAGCCUGAAUGACGGUCACACGAGCUCGUACACGUACUGCGUCUGGGAGACCUUCCACAAUCUACUCCCCGCGCCGGCGAUCUCCCUCGAAGUCAACGGCACUCAAGAGGUCUACAUCGUCGCCGGUGUUGUAGACUUCAUCUCCCUCUGUGGCACGGAGUACACUGGCUACUACGCCUCAAUUGGUUUCAACUCAGCCCGGCCUGCGGGUGCAUGCGUCGUGAGCAUCGAAGGCACCCCGUGUACUCGUACCUACAGGAUCAACGGGGGCAACUACUCGCAACGAUUCGGCGACCUCGCGGGCCCGGUGUUCCCCGACCUGGACAACCUGACCAUGGAACUCAUCCUCGCGAACGGGACGGAGCCCGAGACGGUCGUCAUACCCAACCUGCCGGGCUACCUCGGACAGCCGUUCACGGACGCGGCGUUGUAG